Loa loa (African eye worm) is the source of this 1664-nucleotide messenger RNA. RefSeq names its product CBR-WRK-1 protein. The coding region runs from base 23 to 1384 and encodes 453 amino acids. Lineage: Eukaryota; Metazoa; Nematoda; Chromadorea; Rhabditida; Onchocercidae. The transcript is spliced from 11 exons. The record is from RefSeq and is a predicted model, not a curated record. Gene Ontology annotation, molecular function: protein binding.
UUUUAGGUAGCAGACGAAUGUGAUGGCUUACAACGUUAUUAGUCUAAUCUUUUUGACGUUGCUCAUACUCUGCAAUUGUGCGCAAGCUACCAUAACAACGAAAGGACGUCGUUUUAUUGUCGAUGAAGGUGAUAGCGUGGAAUUACCCUGCAAUAUACAUAAUAUUGCGGAAGAUACAGUGGUGAUAUGGAAACGAGGAGAACUAGUACUGUUUACUGACGAAGAAGCCUUUCAUGAAGAUCAACGAUUCCAGUUGCACAGGAAAGAUAAUAAUUUUACAUUAGUUAUCGAACGAGUGGAGCCAUACGAUGGCGCAAAAUAUGUUUGCGAAAUAACAUCUCCUGAGAUGUCAAUAACGCACAUAUUGGAAGUGAACGUACGUCCUAUGGUGUCUAUUUCACCAGAUGCAAAUCCACUACUGGUGAAUGUUGGUGAGAAUAUUGUCAUUAAAUGUUCAGUAUCUGGUAAUCCACCACCAAAAGUUACAUGGACACGACAGGAUGGUCGAGAAAUGCCGGCAAGAGCUAUAUCAAAAGAUGGACAGCUGAGGAUAACUCGUAUAACGGUAGACGAUAGCGGCGUCUAUGAAUGUACAGCAUCAAAUAACGUUGGCGUCGAUGCGCAUGAUACCAUUGAAGUCCGAGUGCAGGCGGAUCAAUACGGAGCGCAUGAGCCGUCAGCACCAUGGGUAGAUUCGGUAUAUACAUAUAUACCGGUAAGGCUAGAUCAAGAUAUCAAUCUAACCUGCAAAUAUAACGCCGAACCAUCGCCGCAAGUUGACUGGAUCUACAAUGGCUUCACAAUUAAUUUUUCGGAUGACAAAUUCAAAGGUUUAAUGCAGUAUGCUGCCAGACGGGAUAAUUACAGUGAAUCCAUCCUAGCAAUCGAAAAUAUCAAGGAAGAUAAUUUUGGUGACUACACAUGUCGCGUAGCGAAUAAUCUUGGUAUAAAAGAAAAGACCAUUUAUGUCAGCGGUCGACCAGGACCACCUAACUUAAACGCAAGUGGAAUUCGACUUUCGUGGAACGUACAUUCAGUGGAUCCAGUCAUCGAAUACCAAAUCUUGUAUCGAUUCUCCAACGAUGAUACAUGGCAGCAGUUUAAGUCUAUAAGGGCGAACAAAGAGGAGCAACAUGGUGAUAUUUGGAGCGGAAGCGAAGAUUUGAUAUGGUUACGGCCAGGCUUAGAAUACGAAUUACAAAUGAAAGCGCGAAAUACACUAGGAUGGGGCUCUUUGGCUCGGUCUUAUGUUACAAUGAAAAUACCGCCUUUUGACAAUAUGACCAAUGACAAAAGGUUAAACUCAGUAAAGCGAAUAUUUGCCUCACGAUCAUCACAUUUGUCCAUCGUUUCAUUUAUUGCUGCAUCAAUUUUCCUAUUAUGAGUUUCGCUUCGUUCAUUGAUAUGCAGAGGAUCGGUAUUUUGGUUGGUUCAUCACUUCCAACAUCGUAUUAAUCGCUAGUGCCAAUUUAUUGGUCAACUACGUAAAUUUUUUUCUUGUUAAAAAUAUAUAAUGGAGGUGAUGUUGUGUUGGACGAAUUUGUGCGUUCGUGAGUUAGAUUUUGUGGUAGUUUAAAAAGCAACCUGGGAAUAACUGAUUUUCGUGUAAUAAUUGAGCCAAACUCAGAGAUAAAAUAAUAAGGUUCUAGUGUUGCUUGUUUUUC